Eucalyptus grandis is the source of this 2951-nucleotide messenger RNA. RefSeq names its product zinc finger BED domain-containing protein RICESLEEPER 1. Lineage: Eukaryota; Viridiplantae; Streptophyta; Magnoliopsida; Myrtales; Myrtaceae. Gene Ontology annotation, molecular function: protein dimerization activity; DNA binding. The transcript has 3 exons. The coding region runs from base 250 to 2241 and encodes 663 amino acids. The record is from RefSeq and is a predicted model, not a curated record.
GAAAAAAUGAGGUGAAAAGUUCGCGCUUCAUCUCCUCCGCGCUCCGUUACGCGCCUCCCCACCGGAUUCCUCCCUCCCUCUCUCUCUCUCUUUCUCUCGAGCGUCAAUGGCGUAAACCCUAGAAAUCGGGCGAUCCCCCGCCUCGCUUCACCCCGCUCCCGCGCAGUUCCCCGAUCGCCAGCAAGCAACCAAGCAACCGAGCAGGAGCUCACUCCGGCGGCACCUCGUUAUUCAACUUAAGUUCAUGUGAUGGACUUGUCAGAUGCAGUUAUAAUUAAUUCUAGCAGAUUAAAAUCAGUUGUCUGGAACGACUUUGAUAGAGUUAAGAAAGGUGAUCUCUGCGUGGCUAUAUGUAGGCACUGUAAAAAGAAACUGAGUGGCUCAAGUACUAGUGGUACUUCUCAUUUGAGAAAUCAUUUGAUCAGGUGUCAGAGAAGAUCUAAUCAUGAUAUUACUCAACUCAUUCCGGCAAGGGAAAGGAAAAGGGAGCGACCCCUUGCUAUUGCAAAUUUCAGUUUUAAUCAAGAGCAGAAAAAGGAUGAAGGGCUAAAUCUUGUGAAUAUCAAAUUUGAUUCCGACCAGGUGAAAGAUGAUAAUGCAAAUGCUGUGACUGUGGGUAGUAACUACGAUCAAAGGAGAAGCCAGUUUGAUCUUGCGCGUAUGAUCAUUAUACAUGGCUAUCCUCUGAAUAUGGUUGAGCAUGUGGGGUUCAAGGUGUUUGUCAAGAAUUUGCAGCCUCUUUUUGAGCUUGUGACAACAAAUAAAAUAGAGGCUGACUGCUUGGAAAUCUACGAAAAAGAGAAGCAAAAGGUUUUCGAGGUCUUGGAUAAAUUGCCUGGUAGAAUUAGCCUCAGUAUAGAUGCUUGGGCUGGUUCUGGUGAUGUUCAAUACUUCUGUUUGGCUGCUUAUUUCAUUGAUGAAUCUUGGCAGCUGAAGAAGAAGAUACUGAAUUUUGUGUCAGUGGACUCUUCUCACACGGAUGACAUGCAAGCAGAUGUCAUCAUGACUUGUCUCAUGGACUGGGACAUUGACCGUAAAUUGUUUUCCAUGACUUUUGAUGGUUCUUCUUCGGACUUCUUUGUUCUCAGAAUCAGAGAUCGUCUAUCACAGAACAGGUUUCUUUAUGGUAGUGGCCAACUUUUUGAAGUGCGAUGCGUCGCUACUGUUCUCAAUCAGAUGGUUCAGGAUAACUUGGAAGCGCUAGGGGAGGUAAUUUACAAAAUUAGGGAAAGUAUUCGGUACGUCAAAAGUUCACAAGCGAUGUUAGAGAAGCUCAACAAGCUGGCCCAACAAGAAAGUAUCGAGACUGAAAAGUGCUUAUCUCUUGAUAACAGCUUCAGAUGGGACUCGACUUACAGGAUGCUUGAGGUUGCCUUGGAGUACAAGACCGCAUUUUCUCUUCUGAGGGAACUGGACCCGCUUUUCACAGUUUGUCCUUCUGAUGUGGAGUGGGAGAGAGCCAGCGCCAUUACCGGUUACUUGAAUGUCUUUCUGGAGGUCAUGAAUGAUUUCUCCCGAAGCAGAUACCCGACUGCAAAUAUAUACUUCCCUCUGAUAUGCGAUAUUCAUUUGAAGUUGAUAGGGUGGUGUAAGAGUUCAGAUGAUUACAUCAGUUCUCUGGCCUUGAAGAUGAGAAGCAGAUUCGACGAGUACUGGGAUAAAUGUAGUUUGGGACUAGCUGUUGCAGCCUUUUUGGACCCUCGAUUUAAGAUGAAGUUGGUAGAGUAUUACUUCCCCCAAAUUUAUGGUAGUACUUCCCUCGAACGCAUUGAUGAGAUAUCCAGCCGAAUCAAGGCGCUUUACAAUGAACACUCCAUUGGAUCUCCAUUAUCAACUCUUCAUCAUGGUCAGGCAUGGCAAGUUGGUGGCAGUACCGGGAGCUUGUCGGGUCCUGGGAACGACGCGAAGGAUAGGCUGGUCGGGUUCGAUAAGUUCCUCAAUGAAACUUCUCAGAGUGAUGGCACGAAAUCAGAUUUGGACAAGUACUUGGAGGAGCCUCUCUUUCCUCGGAACGUCGAUUUCAACGUGUUGAACUGGUGGAAAGUUCACACCCCGAGGUAUCCCAUAUUGUCUAUGAUGGCACGAAAUGUGCUUGGCACUCCGAUGUCGAAAGUUCACUCGGAGUCGGUGUUCAACAUGGGUGGCAGGGUGCUCGAGCGGGACCGCAGUUCUCUCAGCUCAGCGACCUUGCAAGCACUGAUGUGUUCCCAAGAUUGGAUAAAAAGUGAACUAGAGAGUUGAUAACAAUUAAAGGCUCGUACUUCAUUGGGCUGGGCUUGGCUUUAUUCUUUCUCUGAAACCACAGCUUGCUCGAGCAAUCAAUUGCAUGCGCUAAAAUCAAAUUCUUGGCCAAUGAAAUUUGCUUGGAGCAUAUUCGAUCGGUCAAAUCCGUGGAUCAGCUGCCGCUUUGAGAGAACAUCUGGAGAGAUUAUGCUCACCCUUUUGUUAAUACUUCUGGGCUAAACAAGAUUAUGGUUCUCUUUGCUUGGACAACUAUGGCAAAGAUCUAGUUAGCGAACAGAGACAGGAUCAUCGAAUACGAGCUGUGGCAUGGUACGUUGGAAUUGGCUUUAGUCAAGUUUGGACGUCAAGAAUUGACUAAGUUGUGACUUCUAUACCAAAGAAGACAUCGAACUUAGACGAGGUGAAAAUCAUACGUGAUUCUACGUGACAACAUUCGCACGUUUCCGCAUUGAAAUAAACUCGUAGUGCAGGAGAGAAAUGCCCGGGUCCUCUUUUCUUCUUGUUGUCCAUUUCGACUUAAAUAAAGUGAUGGUGACGGGGGUUGAUCGAGCAUUUAUGGAAUUAGGUUUGUGCAUUCAAUUCGGCAUCUUUCGCCAUCAUUCGUGACACGAGUCCACCUUGGGUAGCAUCCUUGGUCCCCACCCCCAAAGAGAAUGUUGUUAUAAUUAUUUAUUAAUGUUAUAAAUAUUAGGUUUACAAAAGCUGAA